CUACGUCGUUGCUUUCCAAACGGGUCAUCUACGAGAAGCUACCACUCUCGAUCAAGCCAACCCGAGCCUCUUUCGUCGCUGGUUCGUACUCUGCUUCUCUACUGCCAUUGCAAGAUCUUCUUCUUUCAACUGGGUCCAUGAAAUUCUUUCCAUUCUUCACGGUUUGAUUGGAACCCAGAAGCCGAAAGGCAACGAGAGGGAUACAAUGACAGGUGCUGCUAGCGGACAUGAUUUUCUUGACAGUGAUGGAGGUUCAGAUGAUGAAACUUUUGAAAAAUUUUGUGAACAUGAAGCUGUGGAAGAUGAGCUGCUGCCUCGUUGUAGUUUAAAUAAUGAUGUAAAUGAUUGCCUGAUUCCAAAAGAACUGCAUGUGGAAGGCUUAAGUGCUGAAAGUUUGGAACCAUAUGCUGGGAUGACUUUUCCCUCACUAGAGGAUGCACGUAAUUUCUAUUAUGAAUAUGCCAAGCAUACAGGUUUCACAAUACGAACAAAUCGAAUCCGACAUUCAUUGAAGAACAUGGCUAUAAUCGGUAGGGACUUUGUAUGUUCCAGGGAGGGUUUUCGUGCUGCAAAGCAUACACUUAGAAAAGAUAGGGUUCUUCCUCCUCGCCCAAUUACAAGGGAAGGAUGCAAAGCUAUGAUAAGGUUGGCGGCAAGGGAUGGAGGGAAAUGGGUAGUUACAAAGUUUGUUCAUGAUCACAACCACAAACUAAUGACUUCUUGUAAAUUUUCAGGGGAACUACCAAUUGUAAAUAUACUUAGUGAGGAAGAGAAGGAUAAAAAAAUCCAAGAUCUGUACGAUGAGCUGCAACAUGAAAGACAACGAUCUGUAGCAUUACAACAUCAGCUAAGCAUGAUUCUCGAGGAUCUUGAAGAACACGCUGAGUUCAUGUCUAUUAGAGUUGAAGAUAUAAUUAACAGCAUAAAAGAAAUUGAACUUGGUGACCUGUAGCUUUCCAGCCAUGGAAAAUGCACAUUUUAUGGUACCAAAUAUAUGUCAUCUAAUUGAAAUCAUGACCCGUUUUACCAAAUUAGAGAAUUAAGUACAUAUCGCUGGGUGAUCUGGAAAUGUAUUUUUGGCUUGAUGUUUAUUUUCCUUUUCUAAGAUUAUUUUCCAAGAAGACGCAUGCAGGUCACUUACCUGCCAAUUUCCAACUCAUUAUUGUUCAUUAAAUAUCAAGCUACUGAUUUUGUAACA
Molecule: messenger RNA, 1198 nt
Organism: Ziziphus jujuba (common jujube)
Lineage: Eukaryota; Viridiplantae; Streptophyta; Magnoliopsida; Rosales; Rhamnaceae
Product: protein FAR1-RELATED SEQUENCE 5
Exons: 3
Coding region: 206-952 (248 amino acids)
Source: RefSeq, a predicted model, not a curated record